CACACCAAUUCCAUCUGAUGCUACCUACAUUCCACCUGAACUACCACCAAAAUCUGACUAUGAUAAUCUAGUUUCAAAUGUAAAGACGGCUAUUAACGAAGGUCUGCAUCCAAAAAUGAUCCUAAAAGGUUCAAGUGGUAGCUACUUCGCACGCGGGAAAGUCAACAACGAAAUCGAGAUCGUCGGCGUGUUUAAGCCAAAAGAUGAGGAACCUUAUGGUAGAUUAAACCCGAAAUGGACGAAGUGGGCUCACAGGAAUUUCUUUUGGUGGAUUGCUUUUGGAAGGAGUUGCUUGAUUCCCAAUUUAUCUUACAUUUCUGAAGCUGCUGCGUCAAUCCUGGAUGAUAGACUGCAGUUGGGUAUUGUCCCACGUACAGGCUUAGUCGACCUAGCCUCCCCUUCUUUCUUUUACGAGUGGGCAGAUAGAAGAGCCUGGCAUAAAGGCUCAAAGCCCCUCCCUGAUAAGAUCGGUAGUCUUCAGACUUUUAUGCAUGGCUACAAAGACGCUUCGAAUUUCUUGGCAGAUCACCCUUUCCCUGGUAGAACAUCAGCAGAUGCUUUCGCAGCUAGCAGAAAGAAGCGCUCUAACAAUUUCUGGAGAUGUCAACCACUUCAAUUGAUGUGCGGUACAAGAGAAGGAGAUAAUGAUGACCUUUUCGAUUAUGACGUAGAUGCCGACGCUGAAUGGCAAGCACACGCUCAGUUGGAUGACGAUGAUGGUGAUUUCUACUCGACGAGGCCACCACGCUCGAGUCAUACAGACAGACCAUUCAGUUGGACACCCGAACUUCAACAGAGUUUUAGAGAGGAAUUAGAGAAACUCGUAAUUUUGGACUACUUAAUGCGCAAUACCGAUAGAGGUCUCGAUAACUUUAUGAUCCAAUUUGAUCCAGGCCAUACAGUAAAUAACAAUGCUAGCAAAAAUGGAAUAAUCAAUAGACCACCAACUCGUAAUGCUGAACCAUUCGUUCCUGAUGUCUCUUCAAUGUCAGGUCCACCUACCCCCCUCGCAUCGAAUCAACCAAAUGGUUCAUACAUCCCUGACGAACCUAAUAACCCACAAGAAUCACUUUUCUAUGAUGAAAAUCAACUUGACGUAAAACAGUCAAAUCUAAACAUACCAAGGGCUCCUUCUCCUUCUCCAUCCCAAUCGAGACAAUCAAUAUCAGAGAACAGACCACGAAUUCGCAUAGCUGCAAUAGAUAAUUCUUUAAGUUUCCCACAUCAACAUCCAAAAGGAUGGAGAUCAUAUACCUAUGGAUGGCUCUUUUUGCCAGUUUCCUUAAUCGGGCAACCAUUCUCAGCGUCGACCAGACGACACUUUUUGCCACUUCUUAGUGAUCCUAAAUGGUGGACAGAGACUACCCAAGCUCUCAGGCAGGUAUUUGAAGUUGAUCCAGAUUUCAAUGAGGGUAUGUUCGCGCGUCAAAUGGCCAUCGUUAAAGGUCAGGGUUGGAAUAUAGUGCAGAGUCUGAGACAUGCAGAUGAAGGACCAUUGGAAUUGUGCAGGAGAGUUAAAGUUCUCGUAUGGGAUGAUGUGAUUGAUAUUGCUGAUAAUAAUGAAGGCGAAGUUGAAGAGCAGGAUAUCACAGAGAGACGAUACAGCUAUACCGAAGAUGAACAUGAGGAAGAUGAUGAAGAUGAAGUCAAGUCGUUGCCUGGGCACAGGGUGUCCAAGUCAUUCGAUGGUGCUCGCCCAAGCUUUGACAGAGCUCAUAGUCAUAAUUCACCAUUUUCACCUCCACAUUCACCCCCAUCGAGUAGGGUAAACAGCCGCCCCGUACCUUUCUCCAGACAGAGGUCGGCUAGUAUAUAUGCCAAGAGUCUUGAUGCUGCGUCAGGUGUCGAUGUGUUACAGCACAUGGACCAGCUGGAUGCAGUCGAGCAUUCAAUGCAUCAGCUUGCAAAUGAGCAAGACCAAACUCAAGUUAACAACGUCAACGCUGAGAGAGAUGAAAAUGACAUAGAAGCUAGUCAAAAUGCAGAGAAUUGGCUUAAGACAUACGCAUCUGGUAAUGACAGAUCUGAGCAGAGACCAGGUAGAAUUUCAACAGAUACACAUGCAUCGAGUGUUCAUCAAGCCCACAGGAUGCCACCUACACCAUACAAAACUCGUAAAGUAAUAGUAGAAAGACUCGAAACCGUCAAAGGUGGUAAUCCGUAUUUCGAAACGUGGUAAUGAUAACUAGAAAAAUAAAAUAGUACUUUAAUGUCGUUAGUUGAAUACAUACAGUAAUUAGCAGUAAAAUUCAUAGUAAAAUUAUAUGUAUACAUAAUCUAUAUUUGGGCAAUAGCGCAUCCGUCUGCUCUCAUAUCACUACCCGCAGACCAAACAUCCUUGCUGGUCUUCUUGAUAAUUUGACCACGACCGCAAAUUUCUCGUUGUAAUCCUCUCGAUAUGCGUACAUCGUGGCCCAUUUUCCUGAGCUGCUUGAUUGUAUUCUCAUUGACGCCUUCUUCGAUAUUGACUUCGGAGUUUAUUUCUGAAUCCGCCAGGCUGCUCUCCAAUUCAGCUUCCUUUGACAAGAUCGGUGUGUUAUGUGGAACGAUCUUGGAUGGCUUUUUUGCACCGAUGCAGAAUCGUGGUGCGUCGAGAGCUUCCUGUGGUGUAAACCCUCUUAACACAUUCAAGAGUGUCUGGACUUGUCCUUGAGGUUGGUUGAAUGACCCCAUGACCGACCAGCUCAUGAAAAGCUCAUUUGUACUCUUCUUCGUGCAUAUUGCUGGAAUGAUCGUGUGAUAUGGGCGCUUAUUACCGUCUAAGACAUUCGGAUGGUUGUCCUCUAAAGUGAAAUUGGAUCCACGGUUUUGAAGUGUGAAUCCGCAUCCUUUUGGUACUGCUCCCGUACCAAAGCCUGCGUAAUUUGAGUUUAUAAAUGAUGCAACGUUACCUUCCUCAUCUGCUACUGUAAAGUAGACGGUGUCUGAGGAGUUUGCUGGACUUCCAUGUCUUACUUUGCUGAUUGCGUCUUUCUUGAUCAAUCUAGCACGUGAAUCAAGGUAUUCCCUUUCGAGCAAUUGCUUAAAAUCGAAAUUGGUCUUUGAAGGAUCACAAACGUAGUACCUUGUGUCUGCGAAUGCGAGUCUCAAACUUUCGAUAAGAAAAUGCAAGUAUUCUGUACCAUUGUGUGGUAAUUCUACGAGUGGCUUGCUUAGCAUACCGAGUUUUUCGCAUGAUUCUAGGAUUCCAAGUGCUAUCAAGGCUGUCAAUCCUUGUCCAUUUGGCGGACACUCAUGUACAACAUACUCAUCGGCGUAGGUGUACUUCAUAGGUUCGACAAAAGUGCUAGUAUGUGAACUGAGAUCUUCGAGUGUCAAUAAUCCACCUUGUGAUUGUACAAGUUUGACAAUCUCAUUCGCUAUUCUACCCUCAUAGAAGCCCUUCUUUCCGUGUUCAGCAACUUCCUCGAAGGUCUGCGCGAGUGUUGGCAUAUACAAAAUUUCACCCUCCUUCGGUGCUCUGCCAUCUAGCAGCAUUUCUUCUGCAUUUGGGGAAGCAUUCUUGAUAAGCUCUUCAGAUCUGCUCCAUUGCUCAGCGGUUAUCUGAUGUACCGGAUAUCCAUUCCUCGCUAGGCGUAUAGCAGGCUCUAGAACCUGUUUGAGUGAUAAUUUCUUGCUAGAGAACGCAUCAUAUGCAUCACACCAUCCUGCUGGUGCCCCGGGUACGGUAACUGCGUUAAUGUUGUCAAACGGAAUCUCCGUGCCAUCUAAGCCGAUUUCACGCGCCUUCUCGAGUGUUAGAGCUGAUGGGGAUCUUCCUGAUCCAUUCAGACCAUGUACUUUCUUAUCGCUCGCAGAAUAGUAGAGCAAGAACAUGUCACCGCCUAUACCGGUAGAACAAGGCUCUGUGACGUUGAGAGCUGCAGAUACUGCUAUCGCGGCAUCUACGGCGUUUCCGCCCAUAUCGAGCACUUUCACACCAGCUUGUGAAGCCAGCGGCUGGGAUGAACUCACUAUCCCGCGACGUGAGUGAACUGUCG
Wallemia mellicola CBS 633.66 is the source of this 3980-nucleotide messenger RNA. RefSeq lists its product as hypothetical. Gene Ontology annotation, biological process: Golgi organization; endosome organization; phosphatidylinositol phosphate biosynthetic process. Gene Ontology annotation, molecular function: 1-phosphatidylinositol 4-kinase activity. Gene Ontology annotation, cellular component: fungal-type vacuole membrane; endosome; trans-Golgi network. The record is from RefSeq and is a predicted model, not a curated record. The transcript is spliced from 3 exons. Lineage: Eukaryota; Fungi; Basidiomycota; Wallemiomycetes; Wallemiales; Wallemiaceae. Bases 116 to 2179 code for a protein of 687 amino acids.